This is a messenger RNA of Paramuricea clavata, 1082 nucleotides long. The record is from the annotation of a GenBank genome assembly. Lineage: Eukaryota; Metazoa; Cnidaria; Anthozoa; Malacalcyonacea; Plexauridae.
AUGAUUACAGAGAAAACCCAACUGGUGAUAAUUGAUGAGUGGUCGAGCAACAGAAUGCAGUCGGAUCUGGCAAAGACCGUCCUUCAAGGUGGUUGGAUGGUCACUUCCGUGAAACAUGGCCCUCCAAGAUGCGUGAACAACAAUAGCCCGUUUUAUAUCACAACUAACAACGUUCCUGAUUUUCGCAAAGAGGACGAAAAUGUUAAACGUCGAAUUCGCAUAUUCCAAACGACGUCUUUACCAAACACUAUUCCUGGCAUCGAUAGUUGGAUUUUCGAUCACGCAAUGGACUGCAUUGCCUGGACUGCGGAAGAAAUCCACCAGCAUCGAGAUCUUAUCUGCCAUGAAGAACUUUGGUACGAGAAUUGCGAGAACGCCCCCGUGGCUUCCAGAGAUCGUGAAUCCUUAUGGAAACGACACGAAAUUGAUCAAAUUACGAAAGCUGACAUGCAACCCCUGUGUCAUAAAGAAACCACAAAAGUUGACGAGCGUACCAUUCAUCCCGGAUUUACGGCAGAGUUGCGUUCCAGACGGCUUGCCAGGAAAAGAAAGAUAGGAGAGGGAUUGUUUACGACACUUCAACAGACGACGAAGGAAAGAUUCGCGAAAGAAUCGAAGACAACAGCGAGGAAAAUCCGAACGAAUCUGAAAACUCUGACAUGGAGAUGGAACGGUCACCAUCGGUCACUGAGGGGGGAACAAACGCAAAGCAUGUGGACACCGAACAAGAUCGAGGUGAAGAAAUGCGUGACACUGAAGAGAACAUAAACGAAUCUGAAAACUCUGUCAUGGACAUGGAACGGUCACCAUCGGUCUGUAAGAGAGGAACAAGCGCAAAGGGCGAGCAAAAUGGAAGCGAACAAAUGCGUGACAGUGAAGAAAACAUGACAUCUCGCACAGAUAUGCAACCUCCACCAUCGGUCAGUGUGAACAACAAGGACAAGGCGAACAGUGCGAUUGCAAGAAAUGAUUAUAACACCUUGACAACCAGGUACUCCUCAUUUACUCCGCCAGCAGGUUGGGUUCUUAACGACGAGGAAUACGUGGACAAAGUUGCAAAUUACAUAGAGUGCUCCCUCUAA